Messenger RNA from Ilex paraguariensis (yerba mate), 2254 nucleotides. NCBI's taxonomy places the organism in Eukaryota, Viridiplantae, Streptophyta, Magnoliopsida, Aquifoliales, Aquifoliaceae. The record is from the annotation of a GenBank genome assembly.
CUCUCUCUCCGCCCUCAAAACCAUUUUUUUUAUUCAUUUGUUUGAGAAGAACAACACCAGUUUCAACCAUCAAAAACGUGUUUGCUUCUUCAACGUCAAAACCCUCCAAAUCAUUCACCGGAAAAACACCUUCAAAGAGCAUGUUCUUCACGUCUGUUUGGUGCAAGAAAUACCAAACUUUAGAGGUCAAAUGAAACUCUAUUGUAUUGUUUCUUUUUAAGUAUGUGCAGUAACUUCCUUAAGAGAAUGGAAAGUCAUCAAGGUGAUUUAGCUGACAUAGUUAGAGCAAUCGGUGGACCGAUAAGCGGCGGUAUCGGCAACACCUCCGGCGAGCUACCGGCUGUCAACGAUUGGCAGUUUCCUUCCGAUCCCAUGAACUAUCCUUCAGGGAUCGAAGUACUCUCCGAUGAAUUUGGCGAUCCGUUUUACAGCAUGAGAGAUCCACUUCGUCACGAGCUCUAUAUGCCCAGUUCAGGCUUUUUCAAUAGCUCAAAUUCAAUCAGUUCAACAAACAUAAUGAAGGCUACUAGUGUUGAAGACACGGGUGGCUUUGGUGGUGGUGGUGCAAUUAUUGCUCAGAAGACUCCUGAUCAGGAGAUGAAAAGACCUUGCAAUAUUUUCUCAAGGAUGCUUCAGAUAUCUCCGAACGUUAAGUUUCCACUAUCUCCUCGUGAUUCUCCAGUGGCGGUCGCAUCACCGAGGGAAGUUAAGCCUCCUAGCUUAGUUUCUAAUGAUAUGACAAGUCCAAGCAGCUCUAAAGGUUCCUUAUUAGAAAACUCUGGGGUUCAGAUCUCAACUCCGAGAAAUACGGGCAUUAAGCGAAGGAAGAGCCAGGCAAAGAAGGUAGUUUGUAUACCAGCACCAGCACCUGCAAACAGUAGGCCUAGUAGUGGAGAAGUAGUUCCAUCUGAUCUCUGGGCUUGGAGAAAGUACGGUCAGAAGCCUAUUAAAGGUUCUCCUUAUCCUAGGGGCUAUUACAGAUGCAGUAGCUCUAAGGGCUGUUCAGCAAGGAAACAAGUGGAACGUAGCAGAACAGACCCCAACAUGUUGGUCAUCACAUACACUUCUGAGCAUAACCACCCAUGGCCUACCCAGAGAAAUGCUCUUGCAGGCUCUACUAGAUCUCAACCAUCCAAGAACACCUCAUCUUCCAAGAAUUCACCAGCCUCUCAGGCUCAAAAAACAACAAUGUUAAAGGAAGAACAUAAGGAGAUCAAUAAUGAUAAUGUGUCCAUCGCCACUGGGAGUUCAAUAACAAGCACAGUCGUGAAAGAGGAAAUGGAAGAGCUUGAUGAGAAAAUAGAAAUGGAAGAUGGUGAAUUCAGUGAAGGAUUUCCUCAGAGCUACAGGCCAGAAUUGCCAGACUCCAAUCAUUCUGAGGAUUUCUUUGCAGAUUUAGGAGAAAUAGAGGCUGACCCUCUAAAUCUCUUGUUCACUCAAGGUUUAUCAGGAGAUGAGAGAGUAGACAAGGCCCUUGAUCCAUUUAGUUUCUGUGAUUGGACAGCAAAUAACAGUACCAGAAACCACUACACAUCCUUUGGAGAAGGCUAAAAAGGGUUUAUAAAAAAGACCAUGAAACAACAAGACCCACAAGAAAACAGACACUUGUAAGGUUUUUUCUGGGGUGCAAUUUGAUUCAAGGUGCCACUCUUAUGUGAGUUCAGUUGUUGGGAGGUUUUUUUCUACUCUCUUAACAUUUUCUUGCUGUGUAACUAUAUUAUGAAAAAUACUUUUUAGUACCGCACCUCUUAUUUUUCACUUAUCAGACGAGCAGUACCAUUUGUGCUAUCUUUCUCUUGUUAUUUACCAGAAGAGUCAGAAGUUUAGGAGGAAAAGUGAAAGAGAGUGCUGGUUGAUUGGGAGCAGACCCCAUGAGUCCCACAUUCCUUUUGGAAUAUUGGAGGAUGGGACAGAAAGCUGAGGAACAGAAGGUUUGAACAGUAAAUACAAGUACAUCCAUCAGACAUGACUGGAAAGCUCAGUGAGGAGAUUGAUGUUAGAUGGGACUCUCUCUCUCAUCUUUCAAAGUGGGAUAAAUUAUUCAAGCCAGGCCCUGUUGGUCAUGUGGGCAUACCACCAAGAAGAACCAUGCUUUAAUAACUUUGAAGGGAAACAAACAAAUUAUAAAAGGUUGCAAGAUUUAAGGGGGAAAGUAUUAUGAAAAGCUUGACUUUUCUGAUCAGUCUUCCAUAGGGAUAUGCAGAAGAGAGACAAAAUACAAACUUUGGUUUCCUCAGCUUUCUGUUUCUUUAAU